This is a messenger RNA of Leucoraja erinaceus (little skate), 3679 nucleotides long. Its product is annotated as probable pleckstrin homology domain-containing family N member 1. Lineage: Eukaryota; Metazoa; Chordata; Chondrichthyes; Rajiformes; Rajidae. The record is from RefSeq and is a predicted model, not a curated record. The transcript is spliced from 13 exons. Bases 1045 to 2163 code for a protein of 372 amino acids.
GAGAACGUACAACUCCAAGAUACGGGGUAACUUUCUUAUGCAGACAGUGGUGAGUGCCGGGAAUAUGCUGCCAGUGUUGGUGGUUGAGGCAGAUACGAUAGCGGCAUUGGCGAAGCUUUUGGACAGGUAUGGAGACAUGCAGGGAGUGGGGUAAAUAUGGUAGGUAAGAGAUCAUCUUGGCAUCAUGUUCGGCACAGACUUGUAGGCUAAAGGGCCUACUCUUGUGCUGUACUAUUCUACGUUCUACGUUCUAAUUCCAAAGACUCAAAGCUCUCCGAGAAAGACAAUGCCAUCCUGUCUUAGUCUCAAUGUUAUUCACAUUAUUCCCUUUAUCAUGUAUCUGUACACUGUGGAUGGCUCGAUUGUCAUUUUGUCUUUCCGCUAACUGGUUAGCAUGCAACAAAAGCUUUUCACUGUACCUCGGUACACGGGACAAUAAACAAAACUAAAAUUUAACUCAAAUUCAACGGACAGCCCGUCCUCUUUACAUCGUGACCCCUGGGUAUGGACCCUCCCACAGGAGGAAACACCUCCCACUUCCACCCCACCAAUGUCCCUCUGGAUCUGGAGCUGCCGGCUGCCACUGGUGGCGUGGCCUCUUGCUCUGGGGUUUUAUAUCGUCCAACUGUGCUACAUGGAGAUGCGACUGGAUAACCACGGACAAAGAGUCUAUGGAUCUCUGGAGGCCUUGGCCAAUACUGAGAGGAGCUCGGUGUAUGAAAGUAACAUAACAUUUACAGAAAGCAGAUUGCGUAAGCUCUGGGCUAGCUUACAGCCAAGCGGAGUCAACGCACCAAACAGGAAAACACCAAACUGUGUUAACAGGAAGCUGAGACAGAAGAAGUUCCAGACACACACACAGGAAGGAGUGACAUUAAUACGCUGCACCCUGAGCCAUGUUCCAGCGAGAUUAUCGAACGUGAUUGCUGGUUGUACUGCGACACCACGCUGAGUGGCGCAAGAUGUUGUGGAAAGUUUAGGAUGUGGAAGUGAAGCUGGCGAGUGGAUGUGAACACUGAGCGUGCAGACCAACGUGCUGUAGACAUGGGCUGCAUCAGCGUUACUCCUCGAUGCUGCAAAACCACCAAUGAGCAAGAACAGGAGGACCUGGUCCAAAUCCCAAGCACCAGACGUUCUUCCCAUCCAGUGACUGAAAGAGCAGCUGCCUCUCCUCCAGAGCUGCACAAGCUGAUAGACCAGAGUCAGUCCGCCGUGAGUAACCAUUUGUUUGAGGAGCGUCUGGAAGAACUGUCUGGGGUUGAGUUGCUGUGGGGAAAGUCUCGCAGAGACCUGGAGAAGAUUGUCUGGACAGAGCCCAUAAAGGGCUGGGAAGGAGAGGACAUCAGCCGUCUGGGUGAAAUCGUAUGGUCGUCCUCGGCCCUACUUCACGAUCAGUACAUGGAGGCGGAGACGAGGAGGCACCUGGUACUCUUCCCCUUACACCUGCUGAUCCUGGCUGUGGACGAGGAGGAGCAGAGAUUCAUCUACCAGGGUCUGUUGCCACUUUCUGGGAUCUCGGUCAGAAUGUUAUUGAAGAACAACACAUUUGAAAUUACGGGGUCAAUGUUCGACUCCAGGAUAAUAAUGUGUUCAAACGAAGAGGAGUUCAAAAUAUGGAUGGCUCAUUUGCCAAGAAGAGUUAAGAAGGCUUCUCUAUAUCGGGCACAUAAACAGCACAAGCUGGCUAUGUUGCUUCCCUGUGAUGAAGACUGGAAACGACAGGAGCUGGAGAAGUACCUGCAGCAGAAUCCUAUCCAGGGCUGGGAAGGGACUCCAAUCCAGCAUCUGGGACACUUUGUGUACAUAUCCACGGUGCAAGUUCGCUGUGCACACAGUCAGGCGUUUGAAGAGAGGAUCAUGGUUUUAUUUCCAGACGAUCUUGUAAUACUUUCCACAGAUGAGCAGAAAACAGCCGUCAAGUACGAAGGAAGACUUCCUACUCACAGCAUCAGAGCCUUGGAAAGAUCUGCAUGUGUGGGGCACCUUGAGUUUGAAAUUAGAGGAGAGAUGAUGGAGCCAAUGAAGGUCUCCUGUACCAAGCCAGGCGAAUAUAAAACCUGGUUUUUCAACCUACAAAAGCCGGACUACAGCACCAACACCCUGUCUUUCAACCGCCAGCCGCCACCCAAUUUGCCCAAGAAGAGGAAGAGCUGCCGUUACUAGGACCGACCUCCACUGCUCAGAACCACCACUCAAGCCAAGGACUGUUCACCCCUGGAAUCUCUAGGGAUUCCGAGCUUUGACCAUGAAGAUGAUUCCAUGCUUAGAGACAGCCAUUGGUUGAACCCGUCUUGCUUCUUCAAAAUACUGCACUGCAUUUUCACUGCACUGUACCACAACUCAAAGCUAGAUAAAAGACAGUUUCACCGAGCUCCUGGUCACUGUUCUGGGAACUGUGUGUGUUUGUGGGUGUUGGGCGAAGUUCAAACAAAGAUAAUUGUCAUGCUUCCAGUAAGCGCCAUCCCACACAAGUGGCGAAAGUCGCGGUGCCUCUUCCACCUGGAACACACCAACAUGACCUAUUUAUUGUCCAUAUUUUCUGACUUGAAGAAGCUGGUCCUGAGCCACACAACAGACAUCAGCAGAGUGUUCUCCUGCACAGCUGAUGGGUCAGGGCUUUGACACAGCAACUGUGAAUCCAGCCCAUCACUUGUUCCAGAUCGACCUGCUGAGCUCUCGGCUGCUCAUUUGGCAACCAUGUUCUCACUGGAAUGUCACCAAUGGAGGAGACAAACAUCUCAACUGCCGCAGAGAAACCAAACUCAGCAACCCACAGAGACACAGAUUCCAACACCCUACCAACCAAAUGUCUCCAGCAUCAUCAGUGCUGAAAAAUGUAAUGUUUUAUAUCGAGAUAUUAAACUAUUUGUUGAUGACAAUUAUUCAGGCUGCAGUUUCUAAAGUCUGGUGGUGGGACACUCCACCUUUCACAACAGAAAGCAUGGUGCUUGUUGCUUUACAGAGGCACUGUGCCAGAGUGAUAACCAGGGCAGUGAGAGCACAAUUGCUUUUAAUUCAAGAACAACACCAGGUAAUAUUGGAAGAAAGCAUAAGGGGUGACAUCCCCAUUUGAAAUAAUUUAGAACUGCUCAAAAAAUUCCGCCCAGUUAGUAAGCCAUGCCCUACCGCGCAUAAAGCUAUGCUGACUGUUCCUGAUUAGUCCAUUCUCUUCCAAAUGAGAAUGAGUCCUAUUCCGAAGAAUCCUCCCCAAUAGCUUCCCUACCACAUAUCAUUGGUUUAGAGUUCCCUGGAUUCUGUCUAGUUUCCUUCUUAAACAAAGGAACAACAUUGGCUACUCUCCAUGUCCUCCAGGACUUCGUCUGUGGCUAGAGAAGAUGCAAAGAUCUUCACCAAUCUCAUCUCUUGCCUCAUCACAUUGAAGUCUAAUCAAGUAUCAAGUAUCCUUUAUUGUCAUUCAGACUUUUCAGUCCGAAUGAAAUUUUGUGCCUUGCAGUUAUAACAUAGAAUAACAUAACAAAACACACAAUAAACACAGAUUUAACAUCCACCACAGUGAGUCUACCAGGCACCUCAUCACUGUGAUGGAAGGCAAAAGCCUUAAAGUCCUUGUCUCUUCCCUCCUUGUUCUCCCUCUGCACUGAGGCGAUCCAGGCCUCCGAUGUUGUGACCCCGCUGGGUGAUGGUAAGCAAGACCUGCGGCUGAAUCCGAGCUCCGCGA